Sordaria macrospora k-hell is the source of this 684-nucleotide messenger RNA. RefSeq lists its product as uncharacterized. The record is from RefSeq and is a predicted model, not a curated record. NCBI's taxonomy places the organism in Eukaryota, Fungi, Ascomycota, Sordariomycetes, Sordariales, Sordariaceae.
AUGCUCUACUCGACCUUCGUAUCUGCCGCCGUUCUCGCUCUGUUGCAGGUCCCUAUUGUUGGCGCAAUCCCUACCAUUCAUGUUGCAGACAAGAGUGCUCUCAGGAGUUCCAGCCCUAAUGGCCCCAAACCCGUCGCUGGUUACGGUAUCGAAGACAUCACCUGGGAGAUCUCGACUGGCCCCGGCACCGCCGUCAACAUCACGGGCACUGUUCAGCAGGUGAUGCAAUACGUUUUGGAAAACAACAUUACACUCAACAAAAGUGUCGAUGCUUCAUCACCAAGCAUGCGCCCCGAAGCUCGGCAAAUUGAUCUUCGUGAGGUGCAAUGCCUGAACAGUAUUGACGACGCGAAGGUUGAGGCCAAGGUACCCUACAUCAAGAUAGGCAUCAAGUACCUCCGCGGCGUCCCGGGCAAGCCGGCCAACGGUCCCGGACCGGGGAAUUGCGGGCGCGUCAGCUGCUGGGGCGAAUCCGCCAUAUACUGGUGCAACGAUAACGCAGAGACAAAGGAACUCGAGAGCUAUAGCAGCAUUGCUGAUGGCGCUCAAGCUGUCCUUGACGGCUGUCCCAGUGUUUUUGAUGUUGAACUUGGUUUCUUUUGGACCAUGGGUCGCGCUGUCAUGAAUGACGGUUGGAGUGUCCUCGUUCGGGAGCCUUAUGAUGGCUCUUGCCCUGGUCCAUGA